ACGGAUUUCAACAACCUUCAGAGAUUCCUCCUUAUAGAUUUUCCCACAUAUCUAAUCGAAAUUUGAGCUCCACCGGAUAAAUUCCGUACAGAGAUGAAAUCGGUAAGUGGCAAUCCGGAAGCUUUGAUCCGAGAACUCCUUCCGGACUUCGGGGCAGACGACUCGUACGAAUCCGACUCCCGCCUCACGUCACUCUACCGUGACCUGAUGAACGACACUUGCAUGUACGCGUUUCAAGUGCCGACGGAUUUGCCGCAUGGGUCCUUGUUUGCACCUCCAACAUCCGGUUCCGGUGAUGUUCAUUCCAACGGGAACGAAGACGACGGGGAAGAAGCAAUGCGGUGUACGGAACUGUACAAAAUAGCUGAUGGCAUCUUCGUGAAGGCCACUCGCCUUGACAAAAGUGGAAAGAUGUCUGAAGCGAUGCUAAAGUACAAGGAAUGCUUGAAGGUGCUGGAAGAGAGCGUAAAAUACAGGUGCGACAAGCAAGACGCAGCAAGCCUCAGAUGGCGGGAAGUGAUCCACAGCCAGAGGGCUUCAAGACACAUGAGGUUCCAAGUCCUGUCAAGACUUCGAGAGAUCCAGUUGCUCCAGAUUACAGACUUUAUGGUCUGGGAGAAAACGUCAGAAUUUCCUACAUCGAAAUCAGAAAAAUUAAUCAGCCUGAAAUGUGGAGCAUAUGUUUUCCGGAUUGGGAAUAUUUCAACUAAAGAGAAGAAAGCUACAGCUACAACAAGCGUCAAUUAUCAGGCAAUGCCAGUUUGUCUUUAUCGUUUUCAAGUCGAAACUUCUGGAUCAAUUUCAGCAAGAGGCGCUCUUAAAAUCGGCGCAGACUGGUUUCCAAUCUUGAACAAGAGAACUCCGAUUUUAUUGGCACCUGCUGUUCCAUGUAUAAUUCUGCACAACACCACGACAUCGAAUCCAGGCUGCAACUUCAUCGGUCUGCUUUUCCCGUCGAACAGUUCAAUGAUGGAAAUAAACUAUUUGGAGUACAUGAUUAUAUACGUGCUACAUGACAAUUAUACAGUGGCGGCGCUGAAGAAAAGCACGAGCCUCAUUACGGAAAUGUGGAAGGCGCCUACGCUGAAUACGUGUUCAGGCGGAGAGUCGGAAGUUUUGUGUCGCAGUUGCCGCAAGCAAAAGGAAAAUGAUUUCAGAGCUGGUACUCUAUUUUGCCACAGCAGCAACAGCAGUGCACACCGACGCCGGAAAUUGUCGGGAAAAUCGCUCCUCCAACCGUCGUCGUCUUUAUGCAUAGAUCAGCUCGCCAAUAAGUCUAAAAGCAGCAGCAAGUCCCUAAAGAGACGACGGUGGCCCAUUACUCGUCGGGAAACAGAAACGGUGAAGAAGGCGGCCGAAAAUAUGAAUCAGCCGAACUCCGAAGUUCUCGGUUGCUUCAGAAGGGUGAACAAAGUAUUGAAGAAACUUUUCAUCCGCCCGAGAUGGGAUCCAUACACGAGCUGUGACCAGUUCAAUGUGUCGCGCAUAGAUGUCAAAAGUGUCAAGUGCCAUGGCGAUGUGCUUGAUACCCCGAAAAACUUUCGGGCAACUGGGAAAAACCACCAGGCUCCACUAGCAGUGCUUGUGUUUUUGAUUUUUACCAACGCGUGCUUGGCGUGGAGCUUGCGGGCUCAUUGUCUCGGCAUGUCGCUAAACAGCUCACGACAGAUUUUUCGGAAGUUACGCCUAGAUCGCGUAUGCACAACGUACUCCAAAUCCGGUUGGGCGGUCAUUUUUGUCGCUGGAGGUGUUGCAGCCGCCUCCUGUUAUUAUGCCAAGCAAAAAGCGACGCCGUUGUUCGGAUGGGCGUCAGUUCACGCUCAUACUGCCAUGUAUCUUGAGCAAAGUGUGCAAGAAAGAAUUGAAUCGGAGAGAAGACGUCUGAGGAGUCAGCAACGAAUAGACGAUUUCAGUUCUAACGUGAAGCUCACUUCACGGGAGAGAAGAUUCAUUAAAUUUGCUUCCGUUGAGCAUGGCGGGCAGUUGUUUAUGACUCCACAGGACUUCCUUGAAUCUGUCACUGAAGCUGAACCGAGACCUCGUGUGAAGCGUCGCAUUCUUACGAAGAAAGAUCUGGAUGGAUUUUACGAUUACACUCCAACCCUUAAGAAAGGUGGCACUCGUCUCUUCAGAACUAUUCAUGACAAAGGAAUUCUUUCCUACACAGAAUAUUUGUUCUUGCUUUCCAUCCUAACGAAACCUCAGUCUGGAUUCAGUAUUGCGUUCAACAUGUUUGAUACGGAUGGAAAUCAUCGAGUAGACAAAGAUGAAUUCUUGGUGAAUCUGAUGGACGAUCCGAUUCCAAGAGAGAUCUUGAAUGCUCUUCUCGCCCGAAGCGUUGAACGGCACGCAGAAACGGAUGCGGAACGUGCGUUACUGGAGAAAAUAUUCAGUCAGUCCCGACUAGCAAGAGUGCAAGAAGACCUCGAGUACGAGGAGCGCACGGGAAAGAAACGUAUUACGAGGGACACUGGGGAAAUGCUGCAGCGUGAAGAAGUGGCCGAUACGACUCUGCUGAUCCACUUUUUCGGUCGUAAGGGACAAGGAGAUUUGAAAUUCGAAGAAUUCAAGAGAUUUAUGGAAAAUCUUCAAACGGAAGUGCUUGAACUGGAAUUCAAUGAAUUUGCGCGCGGGCUGCACAAAAUUAACGAAGUUGACUUCGCCAAGAUUUUAUUGCGUUAUACGUAUUUGAGGGUGGAACAAUACUCAGUCAUCUUGGAACGUCUCUUGGAUCGCCUUACGGAAGAAGUGGGAAUUGAUUUUGAGGAAUUCAAAGCAUUUUGCCAAUUUUUAAAUAAUCUGGAAGAUUUUGGCAUUGCUAUGAGGAUGUACACCCUGGCUGAUCGUCCUAUUUCUCAAGAUGAAUUCCAUCGAGCAGUGAAAAUUUGCACAGGGCAAACGCUAAGCAAGCAUGUUGUCAACACUGUCUUCUUGAUGUUUGACGAAGAUGGAGAUGGGCAGCUUUCCUACAAGGAAUUCAUCGCUAUCAUGAAAGACCGUAUUCAUCGAGGAUUUAAGUUCUCGAUGGUCAUGUACGUGCACUCUUCACGGAACGAAGGAUGGGAUGCGUUCAAAGCCUGCUUGAAACAGGAGAUGAAGAGUCCAAUUUGA
Molecule: messenger RNA, 3111 nt
Organism: Notodromas monacha
Lineage: Eukaryota; Metazoa; Arthropoda; Ostracoda; Podocopida; Cyprididae
Source: the annotation of a GenBank genome assembly